ACACUCUGUGUGCGGGGGAAGAGAUUGGCGAUGCUGUGUGUGUGUGGUGGUGGGAGAGCGGGGGGCAUAGGCGGCUAUCCUCUUCUCUGGGUUGCAUUGUCUAAAUGAUAUAACUACUAUAGCGUUUCAAAAAUAGCCUAAAUGACAGAUUCAAAAGUACGAUUAAAUUAAUUCAGUCUGUCAAUUGAUUCAAGAAUAAGAUGUCAAUUAACACUUAAAAUCACUACCAACCAAUCAGCAAUUCAACAUUACCUGUCGAAUUCUGUUCCAAUUUAAAUACAAAUCUUACGUCAUUCUUCCAAAUUCAAACUAAUAAAUCCUUUUGACCAGGUGGGGGCAGUGAAGACAUCUGAAAUGGUAUUAAAAAAACAACAACUCUACAACCGGCGGCAAGCGGAAAUAGAACGUUGUACCCACGAACAACCGGUGCACAUGUCAACUGAACCUACCGGUCGGACUUAAUAGUUUUCGUAGAUCAAAUAAUGGCCUAAAAUGGAAAUACAUUAAGCUAUGAAUUGUGCACGGCCGGAGGUGAGCCAGGUUGCAGUGACAUGGUAAUAUUUAGCAAAUGUCAACGGACAGCACGGAACCACAGGAACUACAGUGACUUACCAAUGAGUGGGGAAGAUACUGGUUUGGGGUCUUCGGCCCCAGCGCUGGCGGGGUAUUUGGGCAAAGUUCAAGAAAGAUCAGCGGCACUAGAGAACUGCCCCUGGUGUGCAGCCAAGGGGAUGACAUGUGUUCUCCGGUCCUAUCGAAUUAACUUCCAGGAGUCCAUUACUCUUUGCACAAGUCCUCAGUGUCUUUUCCCUCUGGUCAGCCGACCCUUGGAAGAUGUCCUGGCCUGCCUCGUCCCCCCCGAACCCCAGACGGGGGCCAAGCGAAGGACCCCCUGGGCUCUGGAGUGUGAGGACCCCGUGCCUCGUACCAAGCGCUUGCGGUCCGAGGAGGAGAGUGAAGAAGAGGCUAGUCUACAGAACGGCAAUCCCAUCAGCCAACCGGGACCCACCGACAUGGAGGUCGCGGACCCCCACAAGGAUUCUGAUUGGCUAGCUGCAGAGGAAAUGGACCAGGAAGUAAUGCAGGGGGAUAAAGAGACCGUGACUAUCCCUGAGAAGAUUGCUCCCUCUCCAGAGCAUGUUGGUUUAGACACCAGACUGCUCUCGCCUCCGAAGACUGCUCAGGAUGCGCUUGCACGAGUGCAGACUAUUACUAUCUCAUCAGAGUACGAGUCGGACUCUGAGGUGGAAUUCAUCUGCUCGCAGAAGAACUCAUCUGGACCGCCCAAGGCCCUCACGUCUUCCAUCACUACACCCGCGGCCAUCUUUACCUUGAAGGAAGAGUCGGACUCGGAGGUGGAAUUCAUCUGCUCGCAGAAAAACUCAUCUGGACCGCCCAAGGCCCUCACGUCUUCCAUCACUACACCCGCGGCCAUCUUGACCUUGGAGGAAGAGUCGGCCUCGGAGGUGGAAUCAAUCUGCUCACAGGAGAGCACGUCAGGAACGCCCAAGGCCGUCAUGUCUUCCAUCGCUACACCCGCGGUCGUCUCGACCUCAGAAAACUGUGACUUUCUUCCAGUGAAGGCUAAUAUCACCUCAGAGGCCGUCGUCCAAUCAGAGAGGCGGCGUCUCUCGGAUAGUUUGUCUGAGGAUUGUGCGGAGGGCCAGGCUACGCUGGUGUGUAGGCCCUGCAGCGUUGACCUCAGCCAGAGUCGAUUGGAUCAGUUGGAGACCCUCAUAGAACCAGCACGGGAUGCCACGCAAGCAGCCAAAACGCCACGGCGGUCAAGCGAAAACAUGGAGGACGAGGCUGAAGACGUGAUCCUCAAGGAUGAUGAGCCGAGAUAUGGAGGUGGACUCGAAGAGAGCGAAAGAACAAAAAUAACACCAAGUGUGGACACUCUUGUCAGUUCCAAAGAGCUCGUUGUAGUUUCGCCUUGUCUCUUCUGGAGGAAUACGCCUAACCUCGCCUGGCUGGACAGCCUGUUGGUUGCCAUAGUGAACUGUCGGGCUCUAAAAGAGAAGCGACCCGAGGAGCAACUCAAGACCAAAUCUAGAAACUCAGUGGUCUUGGAUCUGUGUACUAAAUAUGACAGAUGUUGUGCGCUGAUAACCCAGUGUUGCCAAGACGGCAUUAUCAAAGUCCCUGCCAGUUUACUACAGAGGGUAACAGAAGAACUGGAAGCGUUAAGAAUGUUCGUCUUCAACACGCUGAAGCCCAAACUCCAACAGGGUAAGGAGGAUAGCCUGGUGUUUGCCUUGCCCCUCCUCCUCAAGAUGGACUCGUGGGCGGAGCUUAACUUCCUGCCGGUCUUUGAUUGGAAGUGUGUGCGCUGUGGUAAGAUAUUUCGGGUUAAGAAGCCCCUCACCACUUUAAGGACGGUCGUUUCGGAUUGGAACCUGCUCAAGUCUACCGUUAAAGGAAGGUGUUCGACGUGCAAAAGGAACCGAUCACACGAAAAGGAGUUGAUAAUAGAGAGCUUGCCCCCUGUGGUCGCUCUGCACUUUGAGAAGGGCCUGCCUGAUACCGAAGUCGGCAAGUACUCCUUCGACUUCGACCAGUACCACUACCAUGUCACCACCGUCAUACAGUACAGCAAGAAACACAAGCACUUUGUCACCUGGAUAAGGAAACCAAGCGGUUCGUGGCUUGAAUUCGAUGGCCUAAAGCACCCGGACUGCGUCAGUCACCGGGACCUUUCCAUCCCCGCCCAGGACGUCCACAUCGUCUUCUGGGAGAGGGGGGAAAAGAGGGAGAAGCUCCACGAACGCUGGCGCGCCGACCCGGGGGAGACCCAUUCCGUGGCGCCCGGCCUAAACCGUUGCCUCGAAGCCAAAGACUUCUUGGCGCACGAGUCGGACGACCUCUCGCAGGACGACUCGGACAUCGUGGCGGCGCUGACGACGUCAUCGGACCGAGGAGAAGCCGCGGGAGAUCGAGCGGCCUGCGGGGACGCGUCCAUCGGUUCCGCCACGCUGCUCGACACCUUCGAGGGCCUCUCUCACGAUGACAUUGUCACGCUCACUCUGGUGGAGGUCAACGAUGACUUGAAGGGGCAAGUCCCGGCCUCUUCUUCUGCUCCGGAGAAUCGCUGUGCCUCCUCCAGGACCUCCCCCAAACCUGCUCCGCGUGUGACGCCCUCCCAGCCCGGCGAGUUAAUCCUGCCCACAGUCGUGAGUUCUGCCUUCCACCCGUCUGUGGAAACCAAACAACGAGUUUCUCCCGUCUCCUCCACUCCCUCGCUCAAGCCCUCCUCGGCACGGCUCCCCUGGCAGAGGCAAGUGGACAUCAGUCCCCCCUCCGUCAAACCCCACCUGUUGUCCCCCGGUCUUGCCAAGCCCUCUGCCCUGGCUAACAACUCAUCCACGCCCGUAGCCCAGACGAAACCCAAACUGUCCAACUCCUUCUCUGGCUACACACAGACACCACAACCCCCCAGGCCGUCCUUGAAGGUGACUGAAAAUGAAGCACUGCCGUUGAAGGCGGCAGAGAUGUAUGGAGGGUUCUGUGCCAGAAGCACAAAUAAUCCUCCCGCCCCACCUAAACCCGCUGUCAAACCUACGGCCGUGUCUAUGACGUCACUUCCUCUUCGAGGUGUCGCGGAGAACCCUAAAAUCUCAAAGAAACACGGCAGUCAGACCAAGGUUCUGUCCGACCUCGCCGACACAGACUCUCUCAGGCUAAAGCUGCUAAAGAAGCUCAAAGCCAAGAAGAAGAAACUGGAGAAGCUGAACCAAGUUUUGGGACACCAAGGGAGUUUGGGCGGGAAAAGCACUUCUAAACCAGACAGCACAGUCCUGGAGUCCUAUGCAGUCAGCUCCAGCACCUCUGUUUACAACAGCCCGACUUACGACGAGUUCUUCGCAGACCUUCUGUCGCCUGCGACGACCGCUAGCAACCUGUCACCUGACAGCACUGGCCUCGUGGAGAUGGUGACCAAUGGGCAAGAGGGAGGUGGAGACAUGACGAAUGGCGGGGGCGCAAUUCGUGGAGAAUAUCAGGAGAUGGCUGUGACGCCUCAACUGGGCGGUUCCUUCGCACAGCAGGUUGGAGAAGUCCCCAUGACAACCACCAAUAACAACUUCCUGGAAGAGUUUAUAUCUGGGGCAUCGUUGGUGCAGACUGAGAUGGACACAGAAGCCCUCAGUGCUCUUGAUUUGUUCUUUUAGGCCUCAGGUAAAUAAAGUGGUCAGAGACUAGGAAGUGCUGUUGUCGUGACACAGGGACUCACUGAGGUGACUUAUGCAAAGUUGUUUUUUGUUCGAUGUUAACUUGCUGUGUUGGAAGAGUCUGCUGUGUGCAGGACUAGCGCUGAAGUAAAUUGUCUGUUUGUUUGUUUUGUUGUAAUUUAAAAGCAUUAUAAUAACUUUCAUGGUUUUGCUCUUUUUAUUUGUUUGUCUGCAUUACUUGAAAUAAAGUCGUUUUUUUUUUUACUGUC
Hypomesus transpacificus is the source of this 4438-nucleotide messenger RNA. It is a transcript of the gene uspl1, whose product is annotated as ubiquitin specific peptidase like 1. Gene Ontology annotation, cellular component: Cajal body. The record is from RefSeq and is a predicted model, not a curated record. The transcript is spliced from 10 exons. Gene Ontology annotation, molecular function: SUMO binding. Bases 552 to 4169 code for a protein of 1205 amino acids. Gene Ontology annotation, biological process: protein desumoylation; Cajal body organization. NCBI's taxonomy places the organism in Eukaryota, Metazoa, Chordata, Actinopteri, Osmeriformes, Osmeridae.